Molecule: messenger RNA, 7183 nt
Organism: Drosophila mojavensis
Lineage: Eukaryota; Metazoa; Arthropoda; Insecta; Diptera; Drosophilidae
Gene: Spt20
Product: polyhomeotic-proximal chromatin protein
Exons: 7
Coding region: 681-6527 (1948 amino acids)
Biological process (GO): regulation of transcription by RNA polymerase II
Cellular component (GO): SAGA complex
Molecular function (GO): transcription coregulator activity
Source: RefSeq, a predicted model, not a curated record
UCAACUAUUGGCUGCCAGUGUGUACGCGUAUUCGGCGAGAACGUACCAUUGCAAAACUAAACUUUCUGCAUAAAACAUAAAAAAAACAUUAAACAAAUGAAAAACAUUAAAAUUAAGUCACUUAUCGAAGAGCUUAAGUAAAUAACGUGUGCGUACAUUACGUUUAAGGCCUGGAGUUUGUGUGUUGUGUGUGUGUAAAAAGGCAAAAAGACCUAAGGCAAAAGAGGGACGAAGACGAAGAGAAAAUGUCACGCAAAGCAGCAGCCACAGAAAAAGAGUGAAGAAAUUACAUUUGGGGGAAGGAAAAGCGUAUUAAAACUUAACAAUAACAAUAUUCAAAGACUACUGUGAAAAAGGGCGCAAUUUCGAAGGCAAUGCGUGCCUCGCAAAUGAAAUUGCAUUGAAAAAGGAAUCGAAAUAGAAAAUAACGAGUUGUUGUUGUUGUUGAGUAGUUGUUACUCGACUGGCAGACACCUGCGAGCGCAAGGAGGAGCGAUGAAAACAACUGAACUGGUCCUGGGGAGGCGCCUAACUACUGUUCUCGUACAGUUUUCGCUCCUUGAUUUGAAUGUCGUCGUCGCUGGUAAUUGAAUUGAAACUCGGCUGUGCUACUGGAACUGGAACUAAUACUGGGACUGGGACUGGGACUGCAACAACGACUUGCACUCCUCACUGGCACAAUGCAAAGCUUGGACUCCUCAUGCCAAGAAGCAGAUUUUAUCAUAAAUGACACGCUUAAGAAGCUAAAAGGCGAUAAUCCACUGAAUGCGAGCUCACAGGGCUUGCCGCAUGCCGUUGGCUCUGCUGUUCAACAGCAAUUUGUUUACCAAGCGUCGCAGGGCUCACAAGGCUCACCACAGCCACAGAAUCAGCCGCAGUCAUACCAUCAGCUGCACACGGUGUUGCAGUCCACAUGCUCACCCACGCUUGCCAUCAACAAUAGCCAGCAACAGCAGCAGCAGCAACCACAACCACAACAAGUACCAGCUGCUCCGGUCCCCGUCAGCGUACGAUCUUUAUUACAGGCGAUACCUCAAAUACCUGCGCAACCGCCAAUCUGCAUAUUCGAUGACGACGAAUCGCCUACUGAGCUGCCUGCUAGUGGCAACAUUGUCAUACUCUCGGAGCAGCCACCCGCUUCAUCUGCAACAUCUGCCGGGCUGCCUUGUUCUGGGAUUGCGAUAGCGCCGUCCCCUUCAUCAUGCUCUUCAUCAACAACGACGCUGUCCAAUUUGAACUCGAUCACAUCGCCUUCACCAGUAGUUCCUGACCUGCUGCUGUCCACGCCACCGGGUGUCAAUUCCAGCUUAAAUAGCAAUAACACCUCCGCCACAUCGUCACAUAUUUUUCAGCACCUACAACAGCAGCCACAGCCGCACCAGCAGCAACAGCAAUCUUACAGCAGCACUAAGAAGGUUGAUAGACGGCUCCCCCAAAGCAUUUCAAGUGCUUCGUCCGGCAUUACAAGCAGUCACAAUCAACAGCACCAUCAUCACCUGCAAAUCCAUCAGCCUCAGUCGCACAACCACCAAAAUGUUCUGUCGUCUCCCACAUCGUCGCCUAGCAAACGGUCUAAAGGGAGCAGUAGCAACAACAACAAUAGCAAGGAGUGUAGUUACUCUAGUCGCAACACAGCUCCGACGUCUGCAUCACCGCGUGCUGGCGCCGGAGCUGGCUCCAAUACCAAUACUAACAACAAUGCCAGUAGCACCUUAUCCAACUCAGUGAACAACAAACGAGAAUCGACGACGAAGUUCUUUAAUAUCCACGACAAAAUCAAGGAGCUAUAUCUGCAAUUGUUAAGUAACGAUUUAAACCAUUUCGCGGAAACUGGGCUGAAGCAGCGAAGUCGUUCAUUCAUUCUGGAUCGACUUGUUGAGUGCGAGCGAUUAAACACCAUUGUCGUCAACUUGUACCCUGGUAACAAGGGCUACUCCCUGGCACUCCACUACGAUGAACAAAUAAUGCUUAAUCCGCUUACAAACGAAUGGAUCGUCACGGAUCCCGCUCACAUCCACGGAAACCACACCAUCGAAAACUCGGCUAGCACUGCUAGUCGUAACAAAGCUCACGCCGAUAGCGACGCUAGCAAUAAUCUUUUCAGGAUGAAGUCGAGACUGAACGAAACCGAUGCAUCACCUGGAGACGCAGCAUCAGCGCCUAUAUCAUCUGGCUAUGGCUUGGUUGAAGUACUGCGUUGGCCCUAUGAAAACGAUUUGCUCCUGCAGUGCAUCGAUCGCGAACUCCUGCCCGAAUUUCUCAUGGAUCUGCUGAGCGCCGAAACAGUCACCCUGAGCUCCCCACAAGAUGGAAGCGACGGGUCGCGGGUGUAUGCCAAGCCCAGCGUCUUCUAUGCUGGCUGUGUAAUUGCGCAAAUACGCGAUUUCCGCCAGACAUUUGCCACCUCAACAAAUAUCUGUGAUAUGAAGCACAUCCUGCUGCGGCCCAGCAAUGCGACCCUGUUCGCGGACGUGCAGCAACUGGGAAGUUCGUUGGGCUGGGCCGGCUCAACGCCAGAGGACCGGCUAACGAUCGAAAGCCAACUGGUGCUGGCCACGGCGGAGCCACUGUGUCUGGAGCCAGACCCCAGUAUAGGUCGCCAGUCCAUUAAUGCACAGCACGAGCGUCAACGCUUCAACUCGCACGAAAUGCGCCGCCAAAUGAAAAAGUUCACCCAGGUGGCCAUCAAUCGCAAGCGCAAGCUAGAUCAGUUCACGCAUCACCAAGGACUCGAGCUCUGUGACUAUCUAACACGACUGCGUCAGCGUCCGCGUACCUCCAGCAACAGCACAGCGAAUGCAACCCCCGCGACAGCGCCCAGCAACAACCCGUUGGUGGGUGCCAUGCUCUCUUCAUUCACCUCAAAGGUGCCACGGCGACCACACGAAGUCAUCAGACCCAUAAGACCACCUACCCUGGAUUACCCGGUCAAGCUGAAGGUGCCCGAAAACGUAAUAAGUGUGGAGAAGUACGCGAAAACUUUCGAGCCACUGAACGAGUUCAGCGAUGCUUGCAAGGAAGGCUGCCAGACGAAUUGCCGACACAACUUUCAGCCGCAGCUCAUUGAGGAAUAUGUGCUGGAGACGGAACGCGAAGCGAGCGAGGGCCGGCGAGCUCUAUAUCACAUCAAACUCUCAAUUUUCCAACGCCCCUCCGAUGCAGAAUAUCUUGGCGAGCUGUACGUGGACCGCGAUUAUCGCGAGGGCGAACGUAAUGGAGAAUCGUGUCGAUUCGCACUUGGCACCCGUGUCCAUGCGAAUCGAUAUAUUCAGCAAUUCCGGGAAAUAUUUACUGAAGAGGGACGCAAGGCUGUUAAAAUCACGCACCUUAUACCCGGACAUGUGCCAAUUGUUACCCACACUGGACUUACAAAUGAACAACGAUUGUUGUUGCAGCAGCAGCAGCAGCAACAACAACAGCAACAGCAGCAGCAGCAACAACAACAGCAACAACAUCAGCAGCAACAACAACAGCAGCAACAACGACAGUUUAGUCAACAGCCACAACAGCUACCCGCUACAGUGCAUCAUGUCGCGCAAACACAUCCAAACGUCACUCUGUCUCGGCAACCAGCAAUCGUUACUAAGGUGGCGGGUCUGCAACAAACGUUUCGGCAGCAACAGCAGGCGGUUGCCACUACUCAAUUCAAUGCAGAUGGCACACUGCAAGUCCAUCAGCAACAGCCUCAACUCGGCAGUGGCAACAACAGCAUUUUACAGCAGCCAACGCAACAGCAGCAGCAACAACAACACCCGCAUAUACAACUUCUUACAGCCAGCGGCAAUGCAUCCGCCAGUACUACACAUCAAGUGAGUCUGGGCAACGGAUCACUGGUGCUGCUGCAACAACAGCCGCAACAACAACAACAACAACAACAACAACAGCAGCAACAGCAGCAGCAGCAGUUAAAUACCACAAUGCAACACUCAGGCAUCACUAUACAUCCCGCUAAUAUACAACACCAAAAGGCGACGGCAGGCCAGCUGAACACGGCAAUAGGUGCCAACUCCGCAUUACGCGCCCAGCUCAACUCCAACGUGCCAAUCCUCCAAUCGCAGCUAAAAGGGUCGUCGAUUGUUACAACACAUCAACUGCUACAGAAACAACAACAACAGCAGCAGCAACAGCAACAACAAAUAACUGCCACAAACAACAAUACAAUCAACAACAACAGUAGCAACAAUAAUAACAGCACGGCUGCGAUAAAUGCCAUAGUCACUAGCAUCAUGAACUCUGCUAACCAAUACCAGCAACAGCAACAGCAACAGCAACACCAUCAACAACAAGAACAGCAGCAGCACUCGAGCGGCACGCCCACCUCCAACGCCAACUCGACGUCUAUCAUCAACAUUAGCAGCAACAGCAGUGGCAGUCCUGCAACAACUUUAAAGAACUCGGGCAAUGCCUCUAUACUAAAUUUGUUGAAUAGCGCCCCAGCGGCCAUGACCAGCACGCCAGUCGCUAGUGGCACGUUCACUACGUCGUCGACGGGUCAGCAGCAAACGUUGACGUUGGUGCAGCAUCAGCAGCAGCAGCAGCAACAACAACAACAGCAGCAGCAGCAACAACAAUCGGUUCCCGCCAAUGUGGAUGCGACAACAGCAACCUAUGUGCAGACGACGCGCGGAACGCCGACACUGGUAAAUGCUCAACGCAAGCAGCCGUCGAGCGAGGUUUUGCAGAGUCUUCUGAAUUCGAACCGUAAAAUUAACAUCGUUGGCGCAAGUAGUGGAACAACGUUUCGUACUAACUCAGCUGGUAAUCUUAUAGCCGUCAAUCUGAACCAGGCUCAAGGUCAAGGUGCGCAGCAGGCUGCCGAUGGCAGUCAGUCGGUGCGUGUGUCCAUGUCUGCACUUGCGUCGCAACUGGCAUCGCCUCCGGCAGUGAUGACGAAUCCUCCCACUGGGUAUGGCGCUUACACUGUCAGCACAGGAGGCGUGUGUGGCAGCCUCAAAAUACUCAAUACCGGCCAACAGCAGCAGCAGCGCAUUCUGAGCUCGUUGCGAAGGGAUAGCACCACUGCGCCACCAAAUGCGAUUGUGGUGGGCAUGGCAGCACCCUCACCUGGCAGCGACUCCAAUGCCUCAAAUGCGAGUGGCUUUGCCGUGCCCACGAACUUAUCGUCUGCAUCAAGUGGAGGCAGCGGUGCUCUGAAUGCAUUACUCACAAAUGCUGCCACGCCCUCGCCGUCUGGCUCGGAUCAUUCGCAGUCGUCGCAAACGCAUCCGAAUCAGGUCCUGCUUGAAAGACUCAGCAACGUGACAUCAAAUGUGUCAGCCGUGUCAGCGGUGGCCAUGCCGCACAUGUCGCCACAGCAACCAUCACCGGUACAGUCGACCCAACAACAGCAGCAAUUCAUCACCAAGACACUUGUGCAUUCGCCCGCCACAUCAUCCAUACACUCGCCAAUGUCGAGUCCACAUCCCCAGCCGUCGGCGUCUCCCCAGCAGCAACAGCAGACGACGGCGACGUUGAAUCUGCAGGGCAUCAAUCUGUCCCAGCUGCAGGGUGCCAUGGCGAACUUUGCAGGUCUUCAGAAUGUUCAGGUCCAGAUUCCAGGCUUUACGCAGCCCAUUUCACUGCAGUUUUCCGGCAACAGUCUGCAGACACCUGUGCAGGUGCAACAGCAACAGUCGCAACAGCAAAGCACGACAUGUGGAGGCACAACGAGUGGAUCAUUGGCGCCUGCCCAGACUCAACAGCGCAGUGUGUUGGUCUCGGUGCCUGUGUCGACGCAGCAGCAAUUGUCGCACUCGAUUACGUUGCAGACGACGCAAUCUUCGCCUCAGCAGCCGCAGCAUGCCCCGCCGACAGGAACCAUCGUCAGUCUGCCCUCAUCGGUGGGUGGCACCCAAACGGUAGUCAUCACAAACAAUGCAGCUAGCAGUGGAGGAGCGAGUGGAGGCGGCAAUGGAAGUGGAACAGGAGCUACUACUGCUAUGCUCACGCUUCCCAUUGCUCAACUAGUCGGUGCCGGAGUACAGAAACUAAAUCCUCAAACAAUACGUACCUCAAGUGGUGGUGGUGUAGGUGUUGUAGCGACAGCAGCAACUGGAGCUAUACAACCGAGAGCGCGCAACGUCCAGGUCGUGGGCACCAAACAACUAGCUAGCAGUCGACAGCUGCUCACCGCACAGCGUCAGAUUGGUAGUUCGACGCUAAAGAUUGCAACAACGGCUGUCAACAGCAAUGCCGUUACGAAUAGCACGAGCAUAGGUGCCGCACCGAUUGUGAUGUCUGCGCAGAAAAUGCAAUUGAAAACUGUGAAAACGCCGACGCAGCAAGCACAUCAGCAGCAGCAUCGAAUACUCAACCAGAGCACUGUCACCGCAACUUCCCAGACUCUGCCUAGUCCCAGUCAAGUGCAACAUCAACAGCUACAGCACAUACAAAUUACUGGUCGGUCGGCGCCCACAAAUGCCAGCGUAAUGAGUCAGCGCACCCUAACAGCUCUGGCAGCGGCCAAGCAGCAGCAGCAACAGGCAGCCGUCAAUCGACGGCGGUCCACCACCGAUGCCACCAAGUAGACACCAAACUUGGUACUGGAGAAAUCAAUUAAUGCGGACGUACCAGUUAUUUCUAUUCUGGGUUCAGGAGAGGAGACAAGGAAUAAGGCUACGCGUCACAUAUUUUAUAGUUACCCAUAUAUCGGUAUACAUUUUUGUGUGUAUAACUGUGUGUAAGCUGCGCACGCCACAUGAGAUCAAAUCAAACCAACAGUCUGGGAGUGGACUGGGAUUGCAACUGUGCAUAAAGGUGAUGCUCGUAAUCAAGGGGAGGGCGAUGGUAACUGCGUUUCGUUUUUGUGUGCCGUUUGCAGAAAUUUCAGCUUAACCACAAAACGAAUGAAGUGUAUAGCUCAUACGGAUAUACAUAUAUGUAUGUAUCUAUACAUAUAUAAUUGUACAUAUUAAUUGUUUCAUAUUCAAUACGUGCUCCAAAAGCCAUUUCAACAAUGUCUAUUAAUUUGGCUCUCCAACUCCAAUUUGUUACACUCUAAGACUAACUACGUAAGCGUCGUGGUAACUUUAAGCAUAAGCAGUAAUGCGAGAACGGCUCCUCCCCACGAAAUGCAAAUGCAAAUGCAAAUGAAAACAAAACAAAAGCAAUAGUAAGAAAAACACAAUAUAAAAUGUAAAAUUGAUUGUAAACACACAGAAUAAUAUAUGGCUAACUAUUACGA